Molecule: messenger RNA, 2967 nt
Organism: Aspergillus niger
Lineage: Eukaryota; Fungi; Ascomycota; Eurotiomycetes; Eurotiales; Aspergillaceae
Exons: 3
Coding region: 1-2967 (988 amino acids)
Molecular function (GO): microtubule binding
Source: RefSeq, a predicted model, not a curated record
AUGUCGCGCGAAGCAACAACGAACAGCUUCGCGUCAUUUGGCUCCGACUUUGACCCUGAGCACGAGGCGCUCGCGUCCACCAAGGAGCUCGGUCAUGGUAGCCCCCGGCUUCCGUCCAUGCACACCAACGCCCGGAAGCGCCACGAGUACGAGGAAGAAGAGCCCGAUUAUGCUUUCAACACAUCCACCUUCGAGCAAUAUUUACCAGAUUUCUCCCCGGUCGGCACGUCCGAAGAAGAAGAAGAGGCCGACAACGACGACAGCAUCUCCAUCGAGGCCGGACGAGGCCCGACGAAACCUCCCCGUCGACUGGACGACUCGAGAAACUCCUACAUGAGCAUCGAAAACAGCGUUCGCUCGUCGUCACCCGCCGUUAGACUCGAUUAUCCUACUUCUAAUACCCCUCAAAAGUCCGCUCUGCGGAACCCGGCGAGAAGAGCGGUCAGCGAUAGUCUCCGAAAGGAUGCGCAAAUCAGACGCGCCAGCCUUGCCCAUAAGGAGAACGUUGAUCCUCACACAGCCAAGUCGAACCGCAAAGAGCGACGAACUUUGUCAGACAUGCACGCAAAGGUUCGCGAUACAUAUGAAGGAUCCCUGAUUGAGGACGAAAGACCUCCGGCUAUGGCCAACAGUACGCGUCCGACACGUUUUGGAAACCCCAACCUCUCUCAUCAGAUUGCCGAUGCGGUGGAGAAGGCUUCCCAGGAGGCUUAUGCUCGCGAACUUCGUCGUGGAAAGUCUAGCACCAACUCGCGCAACAUGGCCCACAAUGCGGGUGAUACGGCUACUCAGCAGUCAUUCCUACUACCGGAUCUUCCGAACUUGUCUGAGUUGGUCUCGGGCGUCUAUGAAGACGGCACACCCGUGUAUGCGCGUCAGAACAGAGCACGGACGACGCGCUUUGUCUCCCCUCCACAUGAUGCUACUGAUGUUUCGUUGACCCGCGAACACAUGCCGCUAGAUGCCGUCCCCAUUCCGGAAGAUGAGAAGGCACUCUUCGUUUCAUUGAGACUUUUGCAGGACAAGGUUGCAGAAUUGGAGAGAUCCAAGUCUGACGCUGAACGGAGGUUGGAUGACAUGAAGCGGGAGAAUGAGUCUUUGAGGACAAACAAGUCACGCUCAAAGGACAAGCAUGGCCGCAGCCGACCGUACGAAUCCGAGGAGGAUGACUACCGCAGAGAUCAGCUUGCCAGCGAUAACCAAAAACUGGAUGCCGCCAACUUGGCUUUGCAGAAUAAACUCGACAUUAUCGAAAGAAAGGCCCAGAUUCAGGAGUCGACUUUGAAACGGCUGAACCGAGAGCGAGACAUGGCGGUAUCACAGUUGGGGGUUGCGUAUUUGGAAAGUCAGGACCUCAAAAGCGAGAACGAGAGUCUGCGCCAGGAGAAUGCAGACUUGAAGUCGCAGAUAUCAAAGAUCCUUUCCGCGGGCUCCAGAGCCCGUGACGAUACGGUCGAGUCAGAGCAGUCUUCUAUGACUGAUGCAAGCGACGAGGAUAGCCAGCCUGAUACGCAGCAUAGCAGACAUACGAGCCGAAGCACCAGGGAAGUUACCGGCAAGAGCUCGCGAUCCAAGACUAGACGACAGGAGGACUCGCGCGCCAAGAUCUCGACGCAGGUUGACAAGGAAAUAUCCCGGCUUGAACAGGAGCGUGCAGAAGAGGCACUAUUUUCGAUCGACGUCCCCCGCACCAGGGAGAAGUCGAAGUCAAAAUCAGGAAAAUCCAAGAGCCGGUCGGAGAGCAGUGAUGUGAGCACCAGGAAGCAGUCAAACACUGGCAAACAGCGCGUCAAAAGAGUAGUUGUCGAGGAGGUGGAGGAGACGGAGCCUGUUGAGUCGAGUGGGGAGGUUACUGGAAACACCAAGAAAUCAAAUGCAACUGAGCAGGACUUGACUCUGUUGAGCUUCGUUGAUGAACGUGAAAUUGCUCAACUACGAAAGACUCUGGAAGAGGAACGCCUGGCUCGGAAACGGCGGCAGUCGAGUACAAGCAAAGAGCAGACUGCAAACGAGACCGGGAACACGACCCGGCAGAGCUUGUCCAAGUCGACGAUUCCCAGAAAGUCUUCCCUCAAGGAAAGCAAGGGGUUGCCGUCUAGACCCGCCUCGGCCAUGGGCGACUUGACCGCCAACUCCAAGGCUAGCAUGACUGAAGGAGAAAGUAACUUGUCGGUGCCUGUCGAACGCCCCAGACGGCAUUCGGACAACUCCGUGCCCGCUGCUUCUCAGCGACGCCGGCGGCGGAUGGCCGAAGAGAUGACUUCGGCCUUUAUCCUGCCUGAUAUCACAUUCAACCCUGCGCAUGUGGUGGAUAACAACCUUGCAAAGCUUCCUGAACCCGCUCAGCGUGCACUUGACAGUGCCACCAAGCACAAUGGCAAAAACUGCACGGUCUGCAAGCAGACGAUUCCGGGUGGUUCUUGUGAUCACACCGCAGAGGCAGUGAAGAUUCCCAAGCCCGUUCCAGUCUCGGAGCGUAUGCCCGAGCCGUCUGUUUACAAUGAGGAGCCUACCAUGCGGCCCGCGCAAUCGCCGGAACUUGCCCUGGCGACCGUGCUCAAGGCCUUGGAAGAUGAGCUGGCUCAUCUGAAGAUGCAGCUGGUGGCAUACCAGGGCUCAUACAACAAGCUGGAUGCCUCGCUGAGCAAGCGAAAGAGGAAGUCUCUGGGUGAGAAGAUUGAGAAGCUGUUGAAGGAUAUCGACAUGAAGGCCGACCAGAUCUAUGCAUUGUACGAUGUCCUUGAAGGCCAGAAGCAGAAUGGCCGUGAGAUGACCGAGCAGGAGAUGGAGGUGACUCUUCAGUCGAUCGGAAUUGAUACAGCAGGGCGGACAGCAGAUGUCACUGCCACCACGGACAAGUCGUCUCGCAAGGAACCGGACUCGGAAGACGACGAUGAGCUCCCUUGGGAGGGAUUUGAAAGUACGCUGGAGAUGACGGGCAGGACUGGUGGAAGCCGUCGCAACUAG